Messenger RNA from Chinchilla lanigera (long-tailed chinchilla), 2911 nucleotides. RefSeq names its product neuropeptide Y receptor Y5 (gene Npy5r). NCBI's taxonomy places the organism in Eukaryota, Metazoa, Chordata, Mammalia, Rodentia, Chinchillidae. Gene Ontology annotation, biological process: G protein-coupled receptor signaling pathway. The transcript is spliced from 5 exons. Gene Ontology annotation, molecular function: neuropeptide binding; neuropeptide Y receptor activity. Gene Ontology annotation, cellular component: plasma membrane; neuron projection. The coding region runs from base 1094 to 2434 and encodes 446 amino acids. The record is from RefSeq and is a predicted model, not a curated record.
CCUUGGGAAGAGCUGACUCUAUUUCAGACUCCCUUUGGGGGCUCCAGGCCGCUGCCCACAUCCACUGGUACACCUUAGGUGGGACUGUGUUCCCUGUAGGUGGGAUUGUGUCGCCUCACCGCUGACUUCCUGGGGGUCCCCUGCACUUUCCAGUUUACCUUCCCACCUAGGUUUCUUCCUCGUGCCCAGAGGGUGCAGGAAGAGCUGGGGUUCCUUCUGUUUUGCCCGCGCCCCAUCCAUCUGAACAGAGUCAAGCUGGGCCUCAAGCUGUUCUCAGGAAGUCUAACCUAAAAUUAUUCCCACGCCCACAGAGUUCGCUACAAGCCAGGGGCAAGACCCGCAAAAGUCUCCUUCUCCGCCAAGUUAACACGGUCCUGCAGCCCCAGGCCAAAGAGGGGAGCGACACCCGGCAGAUUCACCCGAGGGCCACAGCGGGGUGCGGAGCAGGACGGCCCGGGAUCCGGGUUUGGGGAGAGGCGGGGGCGGAGCAGGCGCCCUGGAGCAGGGUCUCGGGGGUCCCUGGAGCGGUCACGUGUUGCCGAGGCGCCUCUAAAACCCUGGCGGCUCCAGCCGCUCCUCCCAUCGCCACCGCCAGGUCCCGCUCCUGCCGCAGCUGCCGCCGCCGGGGUGCAGAAGCCACCGCGCUCGGCUGCGUUCCCGGAGCCCCGAGCCCGCAGCGGCCCGCGCGCCGAGUAUCUAUUAUGCAGCUGUGAGAAGAAAUAUUCCUUGGAACAAAGAUUCAGAGUGCUCAUUUUGCACAAAAUGCUAGGAUUUGACCUCACAUACUGGAAAUCAUCUGAAUCUUAGGCUCAACUUCUAUUGCCACAAAUUUUGUUAUUUCUUCCAUCUUCAAAGCAAUGUAGACAGCAAUUUUACUAUAAAUGAGUGUUAUAUUCCAAGAGGGCACAAGGCUAUUAUAGGAGGAGUUGUAUAAUUUCUCUCUUUGCUUUGUAGGAGAAGACAAGCACAUUUUAACACAGGACAAACCUGAUGAUAGACUUCAGUUUUCCCGAAUUCCUCCGCACUGAAUUUGCACUCCACUUGGAAUCAAGUAAAGGCCUCUCUAAACUAGGGAAUUAAUAAGGACUCUAAUAUGGAUUUGGAGCUCAAGGAGUAUUAUAACAAGACACUUGCCACAGAAAAUAAUACUGCUACCACUCGGAAUUCUGAUUUCCCAGUCUGGGAUGACUACAGAAGCAGUGUAGAUGACUUACAGUACUUUCUGAUUGGGCUCUAUACAUUUGUAAGUCUUCUUGGUUUCAUGGGGAAUCUCCUUAUUUUAAUGGCUCUCAUAAAAAAGCGUAAUCAGAAGACUACAGUCAACUUUCUCAUAGGCAAUUUGGCCUUCUCUGAUAUCUUGGUUGUGCUCUUUUGCUCACCGUUCACACUCACCUCUGUGUUGCUGGAUCAGUGGAUGUUUGGCAAGGUUAUGUGCCAUAUCAUGCCUUUCCUUCAGUGUGUGUCUGUUCUGGUUUCAACUUUAAUUUUAAUAUCAAUUGCCAUUGUCAGAUACCAUAUGAUAAAGCAUCCUAUCUCUAACAAUUUAACCGCCAACCAUGGCUAUUUCCUUAUAGCUACCGUCUGGACAUUAGGUUUUGCAAUUUGUUCUCCUCUUCCAGUGUUCCACAGUCUUGUGGAACUUCAGGAAACAUUUGGUUCAGCAUUGCUGAGCAGCAGGUAUUUAUGUGUUGAAUCAUGGCCAUCUGAUUCAUACAGAAUUGCUUUUACUAUUUCUUUAUUGCUAGUUCAGUAUAUUCUGCCCUUAGUUUGUCUAACCGUAAGUCAUACCAGUGUCUGCAGGAGUAUAAGCUGUGGAUUGUCCAAUAAAGAAAACAGACUGGAAGAAAACGAAAUGAUCAACCUAACUCUUCAUCCCUCCAAAAAGAGUGGGAAUCAGGUGAAACUCUCCAACAGCCAUAAGUGGAGUUAUUCUUUCAUCAGAAAACACAGAAGAAGAUACAGCAAGAAGACAGCCUGUGUGUUACCUGCUCCGGCAAGACCUUCCCAGGAGAACCAAUCAAGAACACUUCCUGAAAAUUUUGGCUCUGUGAGAAGUCAGCUGUCUUCUUCUAGUAAGUUCAUACCAGGGAUCCCAACUUGCUUUGAGAUAAAACCUGAGGAAACCUCCGAUGCUCAAGAAAUGAGAGCAAAACGUUCUGUCACAAGAAUACAAAAGAGAUCUCGAAGUGUUUUCUACAGACUGACCAUACUCAUAUUAGUGUUUGCCGUUAGCUGGAUGCCCCUACACCUUUUUCAUGUGGUAACUGAUUUCAAUGAUAACCUUAUUUCAAACAGACAUUUCAAGUUGGUAUAUUGCAUUUGUCAUUUGUUAGGUAUGACAUCCUGUUGUCUCAAUCCAAUUCUAUAUGGGUUUCUUAAUAAUGGGAUCAAAGCUGACUUAAUGUCCCUCAUACACUGUCUUCAUUUGUCAUAAUUCUCACUGUCUACCAAAGAAAGAACGAAUGUUGAGAUCAUCUAAAACAUAUUCAUGAUAAUGAUGUGUGUAUAAUAAAUGAAUUUUGUUAACACAUGGAACCUAGUUUAUGUGAUAGAGCUCUGUAUUUGAAUGUCUUUGUAAUAUGUGGAAGACAAUUUUAAUGAGUUAUAACAUGAUUAAUUCAUUUAGUUGUACAGAGUCAGUGUCAAUUCAACUUGUAAUUUCAUUUGAAAAAGUAGUUAUCUUCUGAAUUUCAUGUUAUCUGUAAAUAAAUGAAUGGCACUUUUUGUUUAAAAUAAAAGUUAUAUCUAACCAAUUCAGUAUUUUUGUCUGGAAAAUAUAAGAAGCAAUUUCCUAAAGCAUAUUUAAUUUCAAAUUUGAAGAAUAUCUCUUAUCUGUCUUCAUUUCUGUUCCCCAAGUUAGUUUGUGAAAAUGCAGAAAAUAAUACAUUAAUAAAAUAAUAACUAAUUGAUA